Molecule: messenger RNA, 1245 nt
Organism: Solea solea (common sole)
Lineage: Eukaryota; Metazoa; Chordata; Actinopteri; Pleuronectiformes; Soleidae
Gene: sypb
Product: synaptophysin b
Exons: 7
Coding region: 220-1101 (293 amino acids)
Cellular component (GO): synaptic vesicle; synaptic vesicle membrane; presynaptic active zone
Source: RefSeq, a predicted model, not a curated record
UAAUCCCUCAGAAUAAAGCCGCGCUGUGAUUGGACACACGCCUCCUCUAUGACUUUCACUCCGCGCGCGGUGAUUCGUCACGACGUCACGACGCCGCAGCUCGUGACGCAGUCACCGGCUCUUCCUCCUGGGCGUCUUCCUCCCCCUGGGCUGUUCCGGAUGAGCCUCCCUCCCUCCCUCCGCCCCUCUGAUCCUCUUAUCAGCGAGUAAGCGGCCAAGAUGGAUGUUGUAAACCAGUUGGUGGCCCAAGGGCAGUUCACGGUAGUCAAACAACCUUUGGGAUUUAUAAAAGUUCUUCAGUGGAUCUUUGCAAUCUUCGCCUUCUCGACAUGUGGCAGUUACUCUGGCAUGUUCAAGAUGAGUGUGGAGUGUAAAAACCGGUCGGAUAGUGACCUAGACAUUGAAGUACAAUUUGAGUAUCCAUUCAGGCUCCAUCAGGUUUACUUUGACGUUCCCACCUGUAAGGAAGGGAAGGACGAGCGUCUAUUCCUGAUUGGGGACUACUCCUCCUCAGCCGAGUUCUUCGUCACCAUCGCUGUCUUCUCCUUCCUCUACUCGAUGGCAGCCCUGUCUGUAUACUGUUUCAUACUGGAGAAGUACCGUGAAAACAACAAAGGCCCCCGGAUCGACUUUGUUGUGACGGCGGUCUUUGGCUUCAUGUGGCUGGUGUCUUCCUGUGCUUGGGCUAAAGGCUUGUCAGAUGUGAAAGGAGCCACUGAUCCAGAGAAUGUCAUCAAUCAGGUCGCGGCCUGUGAAGAACAAGAGAAUCGCUGUCGUGAGAUUUACGAACCCAAAGUCUCCGGCCUCAACACCUCCGUGGCCUUUGGCUUCAUCAACUUGAUCCUGUGGAUAGGAAACUUGUGGUUUGUGUUCAAGGAGACCGGCUGGAUGGCUGCCUUUUCUGGAACAUACGUCCCAUCGCAGGAAAAGCAGCCCGCUCCUGACUCCUUUGCGCAGGGAGGCUACGGACAGCCGGACCCCUACGCCGGCUCCCAGGGAGGCUACCAGCCAGAAUACGGCCAGCAGGGAGGCUACAACGAGGAAGGAGGUUACAGCCAGGGCUAUGAACAGCAGCCCACCUCCUUCUCUAAUCAAAUGUGAGCCUGUCCAGCCAAACCACAGCUGUAGGAUGGGUGACCUUGUGAUGUUGGAGUGUGGCUCUCGAAGCACCACCUAUAUUUCCACACUGUUUGUCUGUUUGUGUAUCUGUGAGCUGACCGGCGGAGGGUGGGUGGGAGCCACGGA